Molecule: messenger RNA, 1574 nt
Organism: Botrytis cinerea B05.10
Lineage: Eukaryota; Fungi; Ascomycota; Leotiomycetes; Helotiales; Sclerotiniaceae
Gene: Bcyra1
Product: Bcyra1
Exons: 5
Coding region: 366-1169 (267 amino acids)
Biological process (GO): mRNA export from nucleus
Cellular component (GO): nucleus
Molecular function (GO): mRNA binding
Source: RefSeq, a predicted model, not a curated record
GAACACUUUCGACUUAUUAAUCCAUCAACAACUCGAACUUCAACAACUUUCUAUUCAUAACUUUCUCAGUCUUCAAAUUCUUCAAACAAAUCAACUUCAUUACUCUGCGACCCUAUCCAGCUUUGGAAAAUCGCAAACUACCCUUGCCAUAACAACAACACCUUCAGGCGCGUCUUCAGCCAAAGCCUGAUCCUCACAGAACGCAUUUCAGCGCAUCAGAAAUUAAAGUCAGCUAGCUUCUUUCCCAUCUUCGAAAUUGAUUGAUCAAUUCAUACUCGGUCAAUACUUUUUCUAUCUUACUUGAACCUAACCAUCCGAUCCAUAAUCAGCCAAUUUCUCACUUCCCAACCCAAAAAAACUUAACGAUGUCUUCUGAUAAACUCGGUCAAUCUCUUGAUGAGAUCCUUGCUACCCAAAGAGCAGCAGGCACUGGACGUGGUGGACGUGGCGGCGGUCGUCGUGGUGGACGUGCUCCAGGUGGUCGCAACGCCACUGCAGCUCCAGUUGGAGGUGUAUCCAAGAGCAAGAAGCCAGUCAAGGGAGCAGUAAAACCUGCUCCAGCUGGUCCUUCUGGUGGAAAUGCCCCAUCUCGUAUUGUGGUUAGCAACUUGCCAUAUGAUGUGACAGAACAACAGAUCAAGGAAUACUUCCACGAAGCAAAAUUGCACACCAAGAGCGUUCAACUAGUCUAUGGUCCAAAUGGAGCUAGCCGUGGCGAAGCUAAUAUCACCUUCCACCGUCAAGGUGAUGCUGCUGCAGCUGUAUCCAAGCUUAAUGGUGUCAAGGUUGACAAUAGAUCAUUGAGGGUCCAACUUCUCGUUGAUGCCCAGGCCGCCAGCAUUAUGGAGGAGAAGCUUGCUAAGAGACUUACGGACCGAAUUACUAGCGUGCCAAAAUCACAACCAAAGUCUGCUGUUCCAAACAAAGCAAACAGCAAGGAUCAAGGUGGCAAGAGAGGAGGAAAGAGAGGCUCCCGUGGUGGCGCCGGUGCUACUACUGCUCGCCCAGCUAAGAAGAAGACCGCUGAAGAACUCGAUUUGGAGAUGGCAGAUUAUUGGGAGAGCGGAAACGCCGCGAAUGCAGAGACCAGUACCGAUGCUCAGGCCACAAACGUUGCUGCUGAGCCAGCUACCAAUGGAGAUGCAAACAUGGAUGACGAGAUCUUGUAAAAAAAUUCUCAUCUGUCUGUAGAGAUAUUUACGAGAAUGAAGCACCAUAUUGAGAAUACUUCCACACCCUGCACCAACUACCCUCUUUACGCUUACGUCGAUUGUAUUAUUGCUACUUCCUCAUGCUUUUGUUUCUGCGAUUUUUUAGCUGGGGUUUCUUUUCUACAGAUGGGUGGGGUGAUUUGGGCAUAGGAGUGAAGUGGAGAGAUGACCAACGAGUUCCACAAAUAAUGGUUUUUAUGAUGAGAGCGAGGAUGGGUCGCUCACCUUCCAAAUUGUAUUCGAGAAAUAGCGUCGCAGAAAUGGAUAUUUUCCUUGUGCAUUCUUGCUUUGGCAGCUCUUUUUUUUUCAAUCUGUGAUCCAGAUUAUAAACUACCUAGAUGAAAUCAAUACAUUGGCUGUACA